CUCUCAAGUUUCCAGAAGGAUCCAGCCUACUUACCAAAUGCUGUUAAGAAAAAUGUUAUUUAGGUAUAAUCUUAGGGUCAUUGUAAAUCACAGCAAAACCUGGUUUCCUGUUCCCUGUUUCCUGGUUACCCAAUUUCUGCUGUUUCCCCUCCCACUGUUGUUUUUCUAUAUUUUCUGCUGAGCCAAUUAGAGAAAGACUCAUUUUCAGACAUAGAUCUGCCAGAGGAAGGCCCACAGCUGUUGGGAACUGCAGGAGUCUACAAGAUGAACACCAACAUGUCUGCAGUGAACUUCAUGAAUAUGUCUGGGAGUACUCGAUCAGUAUCUGCUGGCUACAUUGUUCUGGAUAUCUUCUCAUAUUUGAUCUUUGCACUCACCUUUGUGCUUGGAGUCUUGGGCAACGGGCUCGUGAUCUGGGUGGCCGGUUUCCGCAUGAAACGCACUGUCACCACCAUCUCUUACUUGAACUUGGCCAUUGCUGACUUUUGCUUCACCUCCACUUUGCCAUUUUACAUCGUCAGCCUGGUCAUGGGAGGAAUAUGGCCAUUUGGUUGGUUCAUGUGCAAGUUCAUAUAUACUGUAAUAGACAUAAACCUAUUUGGAAGUGUCUUUCUGAUUGCCCUCAUAGCAUUGGAUCGCUGUGUUUGUGUCCUGCAUCCAGUCUGGGCUCAGAACCACCGCACCGUGACCCUGGCCAAGAAGGUAAUCAUUGUACCCUGGAUUUGUGCAUUUCUCCUUACUUUGCCAGUUAUCAUUCGUGUGACCACAGUCCCUAAUCGACUUGGACCAGGGAAAACAGCCUGUGCUUUAGACUUCUCACCCUGGACCAAAGAUCGUGCAGAAAAGGAUAAAGUAGCUAUCACCAUGUAUACUGUCAGAGGAAUAAUCAGGUUCAUCCUUGGGUUCAGCACUCCCAUGUCCAUUGUAGCUAUUUGUUAUGGGUUAAUAGCCACUAAAAUCCACAGGCAAGGUCUUAUCAAAUCCAGCCGUCCCUUGCGAGUUCUCUCUUUUGUUGUGGCUGCCUUUUUCCUCUGCUGGUGCCCAUUUCAAGUAGUGGGCCUCAUACGCACAAUCCAAAUCCGUGAACACUUGAGGAACAUACCUCAAAGCACUCUAACUGCUAUGAAAAUCACAAGCUCUUUGGCUUUCUUCAAUAGCUGCCUCAACCCAAUCCUUUAUGUCUUCAUGGGCCAGGACUUCAGACAAAGACUAAUCCACUCCCUACCUGCCAGUCUAGAGAGGGCCCUGAGUGAGGACUCAGCUCAAACCAGUGACACAGGCACCAACUUGGGAGCCAACUCUAUUCCUGAAAACCCAGCAAAUGCAAUGUAAAAACAGGGAUUUAGCUUCCAGAUUCACAUGCUUUGAGUUCCACUGUGCUAUAGUCACUCCUUGUUGACUUUCAGGCUACAGGCUCAUUAGGAAAACUUGAAAUGACCUUUUAGACUUUUGUACCUCAACCCAAGGUGGCCAAUAAAGAAAAAACCAUAUAGACUGAAAUAAUUACAAAUGACAAUACUAUAGUGUCAUUACCAGUAUGGUCCAUUUCUAGUCCACUCUCAAGUUGUAAACUCGAAAAUUCUAGUGAGUGUCCUUUUGCAGGAAAUAGGUAUAUGCUCCCUUUAGAAAAGGGAGCCAACCCUUAGAUUCUACCUCACACCAGUCAGAAUGGCUAAGAUCAAAAAUUCUGGUGACAGCAAAUGCUGAUGAGGAUGUGAAGAAAGAGGAACACUUCUCCAUUGUUGGUGGGAUUUCAAUCUGGUACAACCAGUGUGGAAAUCAGUCUCAAACAGUUCCACAGAAAAUUAAACAUUGUAUUACCUGAGGACCCAGCUAUACCACUUCUUGGCAUAUACCCAAAAGAUGCUACAACAUAUGACAAGGAUACACGCUCCACUAUGUUCAUACCAGCCUUAUUUGUAAUAGCCAGAAGCUGGAAACAACUCAGAUGUCCCUCAACAGAGGAAUGGAAACAGAAAAUGUGGUACAUCUACACAAUGGAAUACUACUUGGCUACUAAAAACAAUGACUUCAUGAAAUUCUCAGGCAAAUAGAUGGAACUAGAAAAUAUCAUCUUGAGUGAGGCAACCCAAUCAAAAAUAUACAUGUUAUGCACUCACUGAUAAGUGGAUAUUAGCCCAAAAACUCGGAAUACCCAAGAUACAAUUCAGACCAUAAGAAGCUCACGAAGAAGGAAGACCACAGUGUGGAUGCUUCAGUCCUUCUUAGAAGGGGGGACAAAAUAUUCAUGGGAGGAAUUACAGGGACAAAGAGAAGAGUUAAGCAGAGACUGAAGGAAAGGCCAUCCAGGGAUUGUGCCACCUGGGAAUCCAACCCAUGUACAGCCAUCAAACCCAGUCACUAUUGCUGAUGCCAAGAAGUGCUUUCUGACAGGAGACUGAUGUGGAUGUCUCCUGAACCUGAUGUGGAUGUCUCUGCCAGAGCCUUACUGAUACAGAUGAGGAUGCUUACAGCUAACCAUCAGACUGAACAUGGGGACCCCAAUGAAGUAGUUAGAGAAAGAAUUGAAGGAGCUGAAGGGGUUUGCAUCCCCAUAGGAAGAAAAACAAUAUCAACCAACCAGACCCCCUAGGGCUCCCAGCGGCUAAACCACCAACCGAAGAGUAUACAUGGAGGGACCCAUGGCUCCAGUUGUAUAUAUUGCAUUGUCUUGCAUCGAUAGGAGGAAAGCCCUUGGUCCUGUGAAGGCUCAUUUACCCAGUGUAGGGAAACGCCAGGGUGGGGAGAUGGGAGUGGGUGGGUAGGAGGGAAAGCCUCCUCUUAGCACUAGGAGAAGGGAGUAUGACAGAAGGGGGUGAACUGGGAAAGGGAAUGACAUUUGAAAUAUAAAUACAUAAAAUAUCCAAUAAAAAUGCAAAAAAAAAGAAAAA
Messenger RNA from Rattus norvegicus (Norway rat), 2891 nucleotides. NCBI's taxonomy places the organism in Eukaryota, Metazoa, Chordata, Mammalia, Rodentia, Muridae. The record is from RefSeq and is a predicted model, not a curated record.